CGACGGUUUUACAAUGGGAAAUCGCAUUUGCAGCAUGCAGCAGGAGGAUGAUGUCAGGUGUCCAGAAGUGUUUGUGUGAAGGCUGAAGAGCUCCAUGGAUAAGUCUGUCUACUCCAACACACAACCACCUGAUGCAAUGUAUCAUCCUGAUCCACAGCCCAGGCCAUCCAGAGCAGGCUCUCCAGUGCCCAGCUGUGUCUCCAUGAGGAGUGACAGAUCCAAAGGGGAUGGUCCUAAUUUCAGCUGUGGACCUCCAGAAUCUUCUCAAAAGCCUCGGCCAUCCAGAGCAGGCUCUCCAGUGCCCAGCUGUGUCUCCAUGAGGAGUGACAGAUCCAAAGGGGAUGGUCCUAAUUUCAGCUGUAGACCUCCAGAAUCUUCUCAAAAGCCCAGGCCAUCCAGAGCAGGCUCUCCAGUGCCCAGCUGUGUCUCCAUGAGGAGUGACAGAUCCAAAGGGGAUGGUCCGAAUUUCAGCUGUGGACCUCCAGACUCUUUUAUAAAGCCCAGACCAUCCAGAGCAGGCUCUCCAGUGCCCAGCUGUGUCUCCAUCAAGAGUGACAGAUCCAAAGGGGAUGGUCCGAAUUUCAGCUGUGGACCUCCAGAAUUUUGUCCAAAGUAA
Molecule: messenger RNA, 616 nt
Organism: Engraulis encrasicolus (European anchovy)
Lineage: Eukaryota; Metazoa; Chordata; Actinopteri; Clupeiformes; Engraulidae
Exons: 6
Coding region: 95-616 (173 amino acids)
Source: RefSeq, a predicted model, not a curated record